This is a messenger RNA of Rotaria sp. Silwood1, 273 nucleotides long. Lineage: Eukaryota; Metazoa; Rotifera; Eurotatoria; Philodinida; Philodinidae. The record is from the annotation of a GenBank genome assembly.
AUGGAAACAACUUCAAUGGAAUCAACUUCAAGGGAAAUAACCUCAAUGGAAACCCAACAACUUCAUUCAAGUCAGAAAGAAGCAAUGAAGAAAAUAGCUGAAUUUUCAGGGGAAGCUAAUGAACUUGAUAUCGAUGAAUGGUUAUUUGACUUAAAUAAUUUAUUUUCAUUAAUGAAAUUAAAAAAUGAAAGAAGAAUUCUUGAAACAAUGGGCAAAUUAACAGGACCAGCAUUACGGUGGUAUCAAGGAAAUUUACCAUCAUUCAUCAACUAG